GGCUGGCGCUGUGUGACUUGUCAAACCGCUCCGGUAAUCCAAUUGAGUUCUUAUGGCCGGCCACUAAAAAUAGGGUCAAUUUUCAGAAAGAGCGCUUCGGCGGCCAGUUCCCAUCCCGUGUGUCAUCUGAGUUAGAAACAGAGUAAUGGAGAAAAUUCAGCUAACGGCAGACGCAACACGACUAAAAGCAGCGCGCCUUGAGGAAAAGUUGUCGGUUGGAAGCGUUAUGGCUCGCGGAGGAGGCCGGUUCUGAGGCGACAUCGUGAUGUCCGGCGGGAUUAGGUUGAGCUGCAGAUAUCCUGAAGACACCUAGGACAGGAAGCCCUUCAGAUCUCGAAUGUUAUAAGGAUGGGCACAUUCGUGACCCUGGCAGAGGUGCUGGAGGAGAGAGGAGCACCUCUGGAGGAGAAGGAGGUGUGGUCUGUUCUCAUGGCCGCCGUCCAGUCACUCAAAGACAUCUCCAGCAAAGGUUCUGGAAGUCUCUGCAGUGUGAUCACUCCUGGCUCACUCCUGCUCUCCUCUGCUGGGGGCGUGGCCUUUAAGUCAUGUGCUCGGUUUGAGGGCGUGGCCUCCUUCACAGCCCCGGAGGCCAAUCAGACUCCCUCCAGCAGAUCAGCCCCGGAGAAGAAGUCUGUGUUUUCUCUGGGAAUGACUCUGUACUGGACAGUGGAUUAUCAGCUUCCAUCUAACCAGCCAGUGCAGUUGAGUGAGCGUUUGAACAGUCUUCUGCUGAGCAUGUGUGAGGAGUGUGUGUCGUUACGCUCCGACCUGCAGGAUGUUCUGGAAGCGUGUGAGCAACACCACCGUCACACACUCCUCCCCCCACCCGACCGCGUCAUACGACAGCUCGUAGAAGAUGUCCAGCAGGACCCGGAGAACCCGGUUCCAACUGGUUCCACCCAGAUCACAGAUCGCAGUCAGACAGUCAGAGACAGACUGAGGGGCUUGACUCAGCAAAACACCAGUUGGGCCGUGAGAAGCAGAAGCUCCUUAUGCCAGCCAAUCAGAACAGACCUGACGAGGAGCAGGAUGUCGGUGUGUCACCGUGACAGCACAUCGUCUUGGUUGAACCGGAGCCCCCUGCUGGACGGACUCAGAACUCCACGCGCCACUGACUCCUUUGGCUCCUCCUUCAGCCUAUCAGAGAGGAAGCUCAAGAACUCGGGUCCAGAAUUCGUCAGAAUGUUGGAGGAGCCUCUAAUAGUUCUGGAGCUGCCGGAAUCAAUCGUGCAAUCGAAGAAGGGCAAGUCUGGCGUGUCGCAGCGGGACCUGCGUGUGUUCAUGCCCAGCGGCCAGUGCAUCAUGGUCAAGUGUGACGUCAAGUCCAAGAGCGGCGACGUCUUCGACAUGAUCAUCGCCCACUCCAACCUGGUGGAGCAUUUCUACUUUGGCCUUGCGUACUUUCACGAGGAGGAGCUCCUGUUCCUGGACAGCGAGACCAGGCUGCAUAAGGUGGCUCCAGACAGCUGGAAGAAGGUUCCCACCUCGUCCUUCGCCGUCCACUUCAGGAUCAAGUUCUUCGUGUCCGACAUCACCCUGCUCCUGAAUAAGCUAACGCGGCACCAGUACUACCUGCAGCUGAGGCGAGACCUGCUGGAGGACCGGCUGGGGUGUGACGUGGAGACGGAGCUGUUCCUCGCCGCCCUGGCUCUACAGGCAGAGUAUGGAGACUGCAUGCCUGAGGUGUAUGGGAAGAACUACUUCCGCCCUGAGCAUUAUGUGUCUAAGGGUGUUCUUGCCAAGAUGGCCGUCCCGUGCCUAAAGGAGGAGUUGCUACGGUUACAUGCCAACAAUGCCAGCAUGGUCACAGAGGAUUCGGAGCUGGAGUUCCUGAGUACGGUGCAGCAGCUGGCGGACUUCGGCGUGCUCGUCCACCGGGUGGCGCCAGAGAAGAAGGGCACCAUGGGAGAUCAGCUUCUGGGAGUGUGUGCCAAAGGAGUCAUCAUUUACGACGUCAAAAACACCGUCCGCUCCGUCAGCUUGAGGUUCCACUGGAGGGAAACACUCAGCAUCUCCUCCUCUAAGCGUAAGUUCAUCAUUGAGAGCAGCACCAGCAAGAAGAAGCACACGUUCCACACGGAACGUUCCGUCAUCGCCAAGUACCUGUGUGACCUCUGUUCUGCGCAGCACAAGUUCCACAAGGAGAUGAACUCCAGGCAGCUCAGUCACAGCAUCACCUCAGAGGACAACAUCGUGCAGUAUGCCACAGUGCUCCGUGCGCAGAACAGUACCUUGGCCCGACGCCUGUCCACCUCCGACAGCGGCCAUCUUAACCACGCCCACCUGUCCCAGUACCCGCCCCUGAGCCCCGGGCUCCCCCGCGCAGACAGCAUAGCAGGAAAUGACAUGAGCAGGCUGUGUGACGACAUCGCCACACGCCUACAGACCAAGAUUCGUCAGCAGAGAGACUCACUAAGUGCCAGCAGUCCGGUUAUGAGGAGGGUCAUGGCCACUACCCCAGAGAGACGACCAGAAACUCCCGUCGUGUCCCCAGUCUUUAGAGCAGACUCUCAGACAAGAUCCCUUGACCGAGAAACUGUGUGUGUGACACUGAGGAAGGACCCUAACCUUGGCCUUGGUAUAGUAAUCGUAGGAGAAGACACCACUGGGCGAUUGGAUCUCGGUAUUUUCAUCGCCUCCGUGGUACCAGGGGGACCAGCUGAUCGAGAUGGACGCAUCAAACCAGGCGGUCGUCUGAUCUCCCUCAACCAGAUCAGUCUGGAGGGCGUUACCUUCAGCGAAGCUGCUGACAUCAUGCAGAACAGCUCCAACGAGGUCGAGCUCAUCGUCUCACAGUCAAAAGGUGUGAAGCGUACUAGUUCCUUCCGUGUCCUGGAGAGGAACUAUGAAUCCCAGACCACCCUGCUGGCUGACAGUCGCCAAGGAGACGAUGACCUGGACGAACUGGUGUCCGUCAUGAUGACCCCCAAAUCUGCCACCCAACUACAUUUGCCUGAAAUCCGCAUACGCAACGCACAGGAUAGCCCCUCUCUGUCUGGUUCCUGCAGCAGUCUCAGACCAGAGGAGUUUACUGUGGAGCUCAGGAAGGAGUCAGGGAGCCUGGGCAUCAGCAUUGCUGCUGCAGUGAACUCAACCAACCAGCAGAAAGGCGUGUACAUCAAGAGUCUGAUAUCAGGGGGCGUGGCUGAGCUAGACGGCCGCAUCCAGUCAGGUGAUAGGCUCCUGGAGGUGGAUGGUACCAGGUUGGAUGGUUUGACAAACCAGCAGGCCGCUGAGCGUCUCUCCAAGACAGGGCAGGCUGUGACUCUGGUUUUUGAGAGGGACUCGCCCUUGUUGCCACGGCGAUGUGCAAGCCCAGACAGGAGGAGCACCCUGACGGCGCCUAGCAACGCUGCAUCACGCAACAACAGCUGCCCCGUCAUCACCAUGACAACACCUUACUCCAUCCAUCCCAACGACUACAGCUUCGUGUCUGACGACAACAUCAUGGAGGUGAGUCUGCGGAAGCGUCUGAAUGGUCUUGGUUUUAGUUUCCUGCUGGCGGAGCUGGACACGUCUCUGGACUGUGGGACCGUGGUUCUGGUCAAGCGGCUGUUCCCGGGCCAGCCGGCGGAGGAGAGCGGCCUGAUCCAGGAGGGAGACGUCAUCUUAGCCGUCAACGGAGAAGCACUCAAGGGCCUGUCCUACCAGAGAGUGAUGCAGCUACUGCGGGGGUCCCAGUCAGAAGUUCGGCUGGUGCUGUGUCGCCCUGAAGCAGGAGUCCUUCCUCCCCUCUCUGAUAAAAUCGGCCAGCUGACCUGCAGCUGAGCGACACACACACACACCUGACGACCCCGCGACCUCUAUCUCAGGAGGAAGACUACGCACCCGCAGCCCCACAGCAUUGUGGGAUAGCACCCUGUCUGUGAAGGUGGUUGCUAAGGCAGUUACUAAGGAAGUCACACGUGCCUUCCAGGACAGAGGUGCUGGGCAGCAGCCAAUCAGGGCUCGGGAUGUGGGUUGUGCUCCAGAUGACUCCGUGAGGUCCUCCUCUCUUCAGAGAUGACUCCUGUGAGGUCCUCCUGGAACACUGUGAACCAUAAGUGUCCUUCUUAAGCUCCUCCUCCCUGAAGCCCAAACGGACCUCAAGAACACAAAUCAGCCUGAGGAGGCUAUAUACCCCCACACACACACACACACACACACACACACACACACACACACACACACACACACACACACAAACACACCCCCACACACACACACACACACACACACACACACACACACACACAGCCCCUGGCUGUGGGGUAUUUGAGCCAGGGCGGUUCUACUCCAUGACUCUAAACUUGACUUACCUGAAGCCUUACAUCCUUACUGAGAGACACACACACAUACCCACACAUACCCACACACACACACACACACACACACACACAUACCCACACACACACACAUACACACCCUAAGACUGAAGCCUUACAUCCUUACUGAGAGCUCCACACACACCAGAGGCCUGCCCAAAAGACAUUUCCUGUUUGUAUUAAAGUGUGUGUAGAUGAGUGUCUGUGUGUGUGUAUUAGUGUUUGUGUGUGUAUGAGUGUGUGUUUGU
Messenger RNA from Clupea harengus (Atlantic herring), 4552 nucleotides. It is a transcript of the gene frmpd2, whose product is annotated as FERM and PDZ domain containing 2. The record is from RefSeq and is a predicted model, not a curated record. Gene Ontology annotation, molecular function: protein binding. Gene Ontology annotation, cellular component: cytoskeleton. Lineage: Eukaryota; Metazoa; Chordata; Actinopteri; Clupeiformes; Clupeidae.